CCUUGUCAACAAAACUAAAAAGGGAGGAUUAACAUUGAUGAGUUGGCUAAGAGUGAUGCUUUCUAGGAUAUAUGAUGCAGAAGAUGAUAAGUAAUUUUCUUACUGCGUGCUGUCAGUAGUUAACAUUUCUUGUGUAUAGAAAUGAACAAUAAAUAGAUGAUUCAUUUUCAGAUUGGCUUAAAUGUUGAGCUUACUUAAAGUUAGAAUUCUAGUUUGAAUUGUGAUUAGAAUUUUGAAUUAAUGGUUUUGAUUGUGGGAUUUGAAUAUAGUUCUGAUCAAUUAAUUGGUUUAGAGUUUAUAUGAUUUUAUGGAUUGUUGGAGUUGCCUAGAUGGAUUGACAAGCCCCAUCAGUGUACCACUAUGCAACAAGACCACAAGAUUCAGAAGACAAUAUUUGAGAUGAAGUUUGCAUAAACACUUGAUCAUUUGUAACGUGUUUGGCAAUUUCAACAGUAAUGAUGCACUAAUUUAGUCAUUAGAUUGAUUGACAAGCCCCGUACCGGUGGAUAAUCAAUUCCUAAUUAACCAGCAAAAGCUAUCACAGACUAGAUUCUUGUGUUUUUUUUUGUUUGAAGCAGAAAUUUAAUCUGCAAAGAAAAUGUUUCUAUUUAUAGUUUGUCAAACAUUUUGUAACCUCCUCACGAAUUUUGUCUAAUUUAGAUAGAAAAUGAUAUUGUAAAAGUAAAAAUAAAAAGUGGAAUUGUGCAUGAUGGGUGUAGACCCUACUGCAACAAUUUGUGGGAAACUCCUGAAAAAAUGCACCACAUUAGUGUAAGAUGGCAAGAAUAGCAUGUACAAAAAUGCAUCUAAAAAUGUAGAGUAACGGUUUUGGUCCAAAGUGGGGCUGCUUCCAUAUAAGAGAACAACUUUGCUCACAUUAACCAUGUGUUCCACUUUGCAUCAUAGCAUGAAUGGUAGGCAUAUCUGCCAAUUUAUAUCCUUUUACAUAUAUAUAUGCAACACCAUGCACUCAUGUUUUAGUCAAUAUUUUCCAUGGCAAAUUCAUUAACAUUUUCAUUGAUUCUUGUCUUUGCAAUUUCUGUUGCUUGCAUUGCAGAAGAACGAUCAAUAUAUUUAGUCUUAAUGGAAGGAAAGGGAGUUGCGUUUUUUCCUGAAAAAUUUGAAUUGAAUAGUGAGGUUUCCAAAGCUCAUGCAAAGCGUUUGGUUGAUUCACAUGACCAGCUUCUGCAAAACACUCUAGAAACUGGAACCUACACUAAGCUAUAUAGCUUUAAACACCUUGUUAAUGGCUUUUCAGUUCAUGCUACACCUUCUCAGGCUGAGAAAUUGAAAAUUGCCUCCGGAGUAAAGUUGGUGGAAAGAGAUAGAGGAGCCAAAUUGAUGACAACAUACACACCUCAAUUCCUGAAGCUUCCUCAGGGAGUGUGGACACAACAAGGAGGAGAUAGAAAUGCAGGGGAAGGGAUCGUUAUCGGUUUCAUUGACACAGGCAUCAAUCCAUUGCACCCAAGUUUUGCUAAUAAUCCCUUCAGUUUAACGUCCAAUAUAUCUCAUUUUUCUGGCGCUUGUGAGACGGGUCCAAGAUUCCCUGCCAUGGCCUGCAAUGGGAAGAUAGUAUCAGCUAGGUACUUCGCCGCUGGUGCUCAAGCAGUCUCCCCUCUUAAUACUUCCAUCGACUUUUUGUCACCCUAUGAUGCUGUUGGACAUGGCAGUCAUGUGGCAUCAACUGCUGCUGGAAAUGUCGGGGUACCAGUAGUGGCCAAUGGCUUUUAUUAUGGACGAGCUAGUGGGAUGGCGCCACGUGCACGAAUUGCUGUCUAUAAAGCUGUGUAUCCAACAGUAGGAACUCUAACGGAUGUGGUUGCAGCAAUUGAUCAAGCAAUUAAAGAUGGAGUUGACAUACUAACGCUCUCUGUUGGACCAGAUGAGCCGCCAGAAGAUACUCUCACGUUCUUAAGUGUGUUUGAUAUGUUCAUGCUAUUUGCACGAAGAGCUGGAGUUUUUGUGGUGCAAGCUGCAGGGAACCAUGGCCCAAGUCCUUCAACAGUCGUGUCUUAUAGCCCCUGGGCUGUGGCAGCAGCUGCUUCCACUACCGACAGAAUCUAUCCUGCUUCCCUUCUUCUUGGAAAUGGCCAAAGAGUUGGAGGUGUAGGCUUAUCAGGACCAACUUUUGGAUAUGGACUAUUUCGGUAUAAGCUGGUAUUUGCUCAGGAUGCAGUGAAGCCAAACGGGACAUUCCCAAGAACUCCACAGUACAUGGAAGAAUGUCAAUUCCCAGAAUCACUGGACCCUAAUUUGGUGAGGGGCAGAAUUAUUGUAUGCACCUUCUCAGCUGGCUUCUACAAUGGCACGUCCACUAUAACUUCUGUAAUUGACACAGCAAGAACUUUAGGUUUCAUGGGUUUUGCCUUAGUCGCCAACCCAAGCUAUGGUGAUUUCAUUGCAGAACCCAUUCCUUUUGCAGCACCGGGCAUUAUGAUUCCAAGAGUUGCUGAUACCGAGAUUAUAUCAAAGUACUAUGAGCAACAAGUGCACAGGGAUGAAAACGGAUUUGUGACUAAAUUUUGCGCACGAGCAGCUAUAGGCGAAGGAAGAGUUGCAUCUUACAAGGGAAGAGCGCCUGUUGUCAGUAGAUUUUCUUCUAGGGGACCAGAUUUUGUUGACAUCAAUAGGAAUCCUGCUGAUGUACUAAAGCCAGAUAUACUUGCCCCGGGGCAUCAAAUAUGGGCAGCCUGGAGCCCUCUUAGCGCCAUGGAUCCACUACUAACAGGAUUGAAGUUUGCUCUGUUAUCCGGUACAAGUAUGGCAACACCUCAUGUAGUGGGGAUAGCAGCACUGAUCAAGCAGUUGCAUCCUUCAUGGACUCCUUCCAUGAUUGCUUCAGCCCUCUCCACUACCGCAACUAAAUAUGAUAACUAUGGAGAACUUAUACUCGCAGAAGGAUUUGAUGUGAAGAGCUUCUAUCCCUCCACAAAUUUUGAUUUAGGAGCUGGUCUUGUGAAUCCAACUUCUGCCAUCGAUCCAGGCCUUGUCUUUUUGUCAGAAUUUCAAGAUUACAUAAGCUUUUUGUGCUCGUUGCCCAACAUCAAUCCGGCUAUAGUGAAAGCUGCCACUGGAGAAUGUUGCCAUAAAUCACUUAGCUUUCCAGCCAACCUGAACCUCCCUUCAAUUACAAUAUCAGCACUGAGAGGAACGCAAACAGUGAAGAGGAACGUCAAAAACGUAGGUGUCAAGCCAGAGACAUACUUGUGUUCGGUGAUAGCACCUAAUGGGACUACAGUUGAUCUGUCCCCGACCUGGUUUACAACAGCUGCACAAGGAACUCAAGAUAUAAAUAUUCAAUUUCGUGUGACUCGAGCCCGCACCGAGUUUAGCUUUGGCGAAAUUGUCCUGACAGGAAGUUUAGAUCAUAUAGUUAGAAUCCCGUUAUCGGUUUUUCCCGUUUCAGUAUCCUAAGAUUUAUAGUAGCUCUAGGGGUGACCAUCGACCUGAAAAACCUUAGCUGACAAUACUUAAAAACAAACGUGUCUUGCAAAAGAAGACUAAUAUACAACUUUGUUUAUAAUUUCAUAAGAAAAUAUAGUAUGCAACUUCUGGUUA
This is a messenger RNA of Mercurialis annua (annual mercury), 3561 nucleotides long. Its product is annotated as subtilisin-like protease SBT2.4. Gene Ontology annotation, molecular function: serine-type endopeptidase activity. Bases 994 to 3417 code for a protein of 807 amino acids. The record is from RefSeq and is a predicted model, not a curated record. The transcript has 10 exons. Gene Ontology annotation, biological process: proteolysis. Lineage: Eukaryota; Viridiplantae; Streptophyta; Magnoliopsida; Malpighiales; Euphorbiaceae.